Aspergillus ibericus CBS 121593 is the source of this 1878-nucleotide messenger RNA. Its product is annotated as putative monooxygenase. The record is from RefSeq and is a predicted model, not a curated record. NCBI's taxonomy places the organism in Eukaryota, Fungi, Ascomycota, Eurotiomycetes, Eurotiales, Aspergillaceae. Bases 1 to 1878 code for a protein of 625 amino acids. The transcript is spliced from 6 exons. Gene Ontology annotation, molecular function: 3-(3-hydroxyphenyl)propionate hydroxylase activity; FAD binding. Gene Ontology annotation, biological process: 3-(3-hydroxy)phenylpropionate catabolic process.
AUGAGCGUCGACGGGCAUUGGGAAACAACAGACGUCGUUAUCUGCGGAUGCGGCCCGACCGGCGCCCUCUUGUCCGCUUACCUCGGUCGCAUGGGCGUUCACAACAUUGUCCUGGAGAGAGAACCAGAGAUAACGACCGAUCCGCGGGGCAUUGCUUUGGAUGACGAUGGAAUUCGUUUCUUACAAGGCCUGGGGCUCUAUGACUCCGUCUAUACCAAAAUCGGCACCAGCAUGGGGAGAUUCAAUUUCGUCGGCGGGACUACUUGCGAUUUACACACAAAACCAAUUCUGGAAAUGGACUACAACACGACCACCGGUGCCACAGGCCAUGUCGGCUUCAUCGGUCACAAACAACCCGUCCUCGAGAGCCAGAUCAGGAGCGCCAUGUCUCCUUCCUUCUGCUCUCUGAGAUGUAACUCGACCGUCACCCAGCUCGAAGAAGACGAAGAGUGGACGUAUUGCACGUAUUGCGACGCAGACGGAGAGCACAAGAUUCGGGCGCUAUUCUUUGUUGGCGCAGACGGAAAGACUGGUUAUACGCGAAAGCAAUAUCUGGAACCGCGGGGAGUCAUGUUGGAGAAAUUCCAUGAGGCCUUCUACGAAGACACUUGGGUAGCAUUGAACUGGAGGAUCACCAUUCCAACCCCACGGUCGCAUCCCAGCUUUCCUUUGUGGAAAGAAGGAUACUCCCCUGAGCAAGUGUACGACUUAUUUUUUCCUCCGGAAUUCCGCUUUCUCUGCAACCCGUACAGGCCAGCAGUCUGCGGGCGCUUUGGCCUGCCAACCGAUCGGCUGUGGAGGUUCGAGUAUCUUAUUCAGAAAGACGAAGAUGGACACGCAAUGGCCAAGCCUGAGGCAAUGCGAAGCAUCGUAUAUCCUUAUCUCACACACAGGGGAAGUCGAUACAACCUUGUCGAGGAUGUGCAGUUUCCUGAAGAUUGCAUCGAAGUGCUCCGUUGUCGCCCCUUCUCAUUCUCGUCGCGCAUAUGUAACAUAUGGGUAAAGGGUCGAGUAAUCUUAUGCGGCGAUGCAGCACACGUUUUUCCUCCCUUCGGAGGCCAAGGGAUAGCCUCGGGUUUUCGGGACGCGAUCUCCCUAUCCUGGCGUCUAGCCAUGCUCUGCCGCUAUCAACCGAGGAAGGAAAAUCACCAUGAUGUUUUGAAAGCGUGGUAUAAAGAGCGCAAGCAACAGCUCGCGCUAUCCUUGGCGACAACCGUUGAAAACGGGCGCAUGGUGUGCGAAACACAUCCGCUCAAGAUAUUCAUUCGCGACUGGUACAUCUGGCUCAUCCAGCUCAUUCCCAGCUGGAGACGACAACUACAACACGGUCGUCGCAAAGACGCAAUCGUCCGAUACAAACAUUCCGAUGGAAUGCCCUUCAUCCCGGACCUAAACGGCGGUCUCUAUCUCCCCCAGGUAUACUGUCGUACAAUGAAAGGUGAAAUCCUCUUCACAGACGACGCCAUCUACAGUCCAGACAGCAAGUCCCUGUUCCGCUUAUUCGUCUACCUGCAAGACACCUCCGACCUCUCCUCCAUCAACGACACCCUCCAAGACAUCGAAUCCUGGUCGCGCGGCGAAUUCAAUCCCAUCCAUAUCCCCAUCAUCGUAGAGAACAUCACCACUGAUCUAUCAAAGCCAUCGAACAUAUUCCAAAUCGCCACCGCAGAGGAAUUCUCAACCUCACCCCAUUGCAACAACCGUCCCAAACCACUAGACCACGAUCCUCUUCUCCUGAGAAACAACAUCCAGGGAAAGUACGUGAUUGUCCGCAUGGACAGAUUCAUCUACGCAUCUUGUACGGAUGAAAAAGAGCUGAGACGGGCUGUCAAAUCUAUGUUGGGCUAUCUGGAUGGGGAGAUCAGGGAAAGUCGUUAA